This is a messenger RNA of Ruditapes philippinarum (Manila clam), 2652 nucleotides long. Its product is annotated as zinc finger and BTB domain-containing protein 14-like. The record is from RefSeq and is a predicted model, not a curated record. Bases 311 to 1300 code for a protein of 329 amino acids. The transcript has 2 exons. Lineage: Eukaryota; Metazoa; Mollusca; Bivalvia; Venerida; Veneridae. Gene Ontology annotation, molecular function: RNA polymerase II cis-regulatory region sequence-specific DNA binding; DNA-binding transcription factor activity, RNA polymerase II-specific. Gene Ontology annotation, biological process: regulation of DNA-templated transcription.
UAUUUCUCAUUUUAAAGAUACUUGUGGAUUUAGAUCACAUUGUGGAUAAAACUUCGGUUUCAUUUAGAUAAGUUUACUUAAUAAAAGCCAAACUUCAGAUGCUUGAAUUCACUUAUAUAUUACAAAAAGAAACUUAAAUAAGUGUAUAAUUUAAGGCAUUGCUAGGGGUAUAUAUUUAACAUGGCGAAAAGGUAACAAUAUUCCUGGAUAGCAACGUGAACAAGUGAAAGACAACUAAUCCGUUAAAGGACAUUUGAAUCGGAUUUGGUUUUGAUGCUUUUAAGAAGACCAAACUCAAACAUCACCAACAAUGGAGUGUCCAGUGUACAAACCAACAAUGCCAUUUAGGCCAAUACCAGUUUAUGGCCAGAGAAGUCAGGUUUGUUCCCCGGGUACCGAUAUUCCAACUGCGCAUGCGCAAGUUCCUGCAAAUUGUCACGAAGACCAUUUAAUGCUCGCAAAGCAUAUCAAUUUGAUAUCACAAAUGGGUCGCUUGAGAGCACUUGGCGAAUAUCAACUAAACCAUGCGGGCCAUCCAGGGAAUAUACCAACCGCUCACAUGCUUCCCGACGUAAAUAAAUUCAGUGUUAAAAAUCUGGCAAUGGCGGGCAAUAUUGGACAAAGUCAGGCGAUUCCUGAUUUGAAGGCGCAAAAUUUGCAACAACCAAAACUGUUAGAUUUCGACGUUACUAAAAAUCAUUCUGACAUGAAUUUGGCGUCACAUGUAAAUCCUGUUAAUUCUGUUAUUGACAGAAUGACAGUUCCGGUGAUAGUGUCGUGUGCAAAUCCGUUUACGUCACAAUAUGGAUACGGCCGUAAAGUGUUUCCGUGUCCGCAAUGUCGUUAUACUACCGACAGAAGGAACAAUCUUAAACGGCACAUGCUCACAAUGCACCAGACAUGCGCAAAGACUCUAGAAUGUUGUGGUAUAGUAUUUGCCACUAAGGCCUCUUUAAGAGAGCAUGCAAUGAUUUUUCAUUACCAUGGAUACACGUGUUUCUAUUGUGGACGUCGAUUUUGCCGAAAAGCGUUACUCAAACGACAUCUUUCGGUUCACAAUGGUCAGAAAGACUUUGUUUGCCCGGUAUGCGAUUAUGCCACAAGUCAUAAAAGUAAUUUAGAAAGGCAUAGGAAAGUUCAUUGCAGACCGGAAGAUCGGAAACCUGGAGAAAUGGAGUGUGGAGAUGAAGAGGAAAUGACUUGGAGGUCAGAAGGUCACGUAACAGACGACAAUAAUAAUCAGAACAUUUUAAGUAGUUCUGAUGAUGAAAAUGAAGAGAUUAAUGUAGACUCUGAUUAAUUUUACCGGUUUUCUUUAAAACAAUUCUGUUGAUGCAAUUCGAACUAUGAGCUGUGUAUAUACUGUUGUGUAUAGGUGGUAACAUGGUAAAGAAACUGAUAUAUAGAUCGUUACUUGUUUGUUUUUGAAUUCUUUAGACUUUAUUAUCUGUAAUACACAUACUUAAAUUUACUUGAAAAAAGCCCUUCCUUCACUCUUUUAUACUCAGACAAUGCCAUAUUAAUGAUGAUGAUGACAUCAUCACCAAAAGCACCAUCAUCAUGAUCAUCAUUAUCGUUUUUAUGUGUGUGAAAAGUCAAAUUUCAUGUUAUUUCUACAUAAUGAUUCAUUAUUUAAUUCCUUGUCUGUAUCAAUCGUUUUACCAUUUGUCUUGUAGCGGCAUUGGCAACAUAUCGUUCUGACCUGUGCUUCUUAUUGUCGGCACUUAAGUUAUUUUACCUUGAAAUUUUUUUAACUAACCAUAGAUUACAUCUUUUUUUCACAAUUUUAUAUCUGUUUAAAAAAAUGAUAUUUUUCCUUUCCAUAAAGUUAGCAAGUUGAGAGUUUAUAAUAUUAAAAGCAAUUUUCAACAAUUUAUCUAGGUAUUUGACGUUUUAAUGGAAUCGUGUGUCUUAAAAGAAACUCUUUUUAAGUAAUCAAAAAUAUUUAUUUAUUAAUAAAAUAGUGGUAAAAAAAGUUAUAUGUAGCAGACACAACUUCAAUAAAAAAAUCCAUCGGCGAUAAAAAUAUAUUUCAAACAAAUGUUUUAGAUUUUAAUGGGGAGGGGUGAUUUUGCAACAUGCGUAUAUACGUAACAUGAAGCAAUAAAAGCGUUGGUGGCAAUUCUAAAUGCAAUAUGAAGUGGCAGUUGGAACCGUGUGUUUCUUUGAAAAUUAAAGACAAUAAAAUAGGAGAAAAGGAAAUGAUUAACCUACAAUUUACAAUGUAUCCGUGCAAUCAGUAAAACAUAAAAAUAAUUACAUUAGUCUGGGACAAAGUAUGUCAAAGCAAAAUAAUACACCUUGGGUAGUAUACGAAAAGUGUCGUUAACAAAAUGCAUAAAAUUUUGUAGACUAUUAAUCAGCUAAUUUUGUAUCAAAAUUAGUAGAAUUGGCUAUCUUCAUUUGACUUUAAAGAUUUCAAAGGCUGUUUGGCUCACAACAGACAUGUUUGACACAGUGACGCAGUUUUAUCUGACCCCCUUUUGGCGUUUUAUUUUUUUCGUCGUUAAUAUAUAAUAUAAUUAUAUAUGCUGCGGGGUUAUUGAUUUGUAGGUAAUUAUGGAAAAUGCUACAUUUUAUAGGUAUAUGCUUUAUGAAAUAUAUAAUUAUGUACUUUAUCUUUGAAUAAAUUUUAAAUUACAUUGAAGAUUU